CGAGGCUGUCACUCUCCCACAAGAAGGCCUCGAUGGACGAUCUCAGGGCUCGGGCCAGCGACAGCACUUGUCGAAUCCAGAUACUCAGCAUCCAGUUCAUGUGAGCCGCAAGCUUCCCGAGCACUAAUAAGCGGCUGGAGAUCACGUGCCGAACACAGAAGCCCGUCCGAGAGGGUGGAAAAGUCAGCUCGUCGAGGCAUGACACAGCGACACUCGAAACACUCGUCGACGGCAGUUCUGGAUUCCGACGCAGGUGGCGAUGCCCACCAAUGCGACGAGGGGCAAGCAAGAAUCGUUCAAAUUUAGCGAGCCGAGCAGGAGCCCAAUCUUCUGCUGCUGCUGCUUCUAGCGGCAGGACAAAUGGAGGGCGUUCUCACCAUGGAAUUCUCUCCCCGUCGGCUCAGCCCCGAGGGACUGGAUCCGUCGAUGACGUGGACAAAAGAGCACGUGGCACGCCGAGGAUGGCUCGCUUGUGGCUCACCUCCUCUGCCUCACGUACGCCCGCCAAGUGCCUGCCUACGUGCCGCUGUCAGCUGCUUCCAAAUUUCCCCGUGAUCGGAACUCACAAGGGAGCGUCCCCCGACUAUCCACGAGACCGAAAUUUUCGCCUCCUGUCGUUGUCGUCGUCGUGCCGCGCUCCCGACAGUCCAGAGCUUUCCGCCCGACUCACGAGCAGCUGGCGCGGCACUUGGGGGCUGGACUUUCCGCACCCCUUUAUAAGAUUGACAGGUCGCGCACGGAGAGUCGGAAUUCCGCCUCGUUAUUCAUUCGAGAAUUUGUCGGGACGAGCCGGAGAUCGGACUAUUGAGAUUGUUCAGUGGAGGUUUGUCUGUCGAGGUCGUGAGGCGAGCGUAGAUAAUUGGAACCGGCUGCGCGGUUUUGAAGUCGUCUCGGAGAGAUGGAGGUCUCAAUGCUGCAUUCAUCGGGGUUGAGGUGCCUGCGGUCGCUGCAGGCCAGCACCUCAGCGGGUAGUCCGAUGUGUCCUGGCGAUUCUCUGGCCUGCCGCAGCUUCAGCUCGGCCAAUUCCGUGGCCGUCUGGAAGCGCGUGAACGAGUUUAGAGAGCAGCAAAGAUCGGUCCGCCGAGCUUCGUCCGGCGGCACCCGCCGAGAUCAACAGAAAAUUGUGGCCAGGACUCAAAAGCGCCGCUCGAGGCACGUGAAAGGCGUCACCCCGACCAAAGAUGAGCUUCUAGAUGAUUUGCAGCAAGAAGAGGAGGCGGAUGAACAAUUGGAGCGCUCUCUUCCCGAUAUUGGCGAGGAUGGCGAAGAAUUUUUUGACGAGGACGAAGAAGAUUCAUCUGCUUCUGCUGAAGCCAGGGACAGUGCAGAGGGAGUGACGGUGACGGAUGAAACUUUGAUUUUGCUGGAAAAGCCCAGUCCAUUGCCGGAACUUGUCGGAGAGGGAGAUUUUCCUAGUGCGAAACCUACUAAUGGAAAAGUAAAUGGAGCUAGUCCUGGGUCGAGAGAUAGUAAUCUGAAUCAGGAUAUGAAAGUGGAAAAUGAGAGGUGGGAUCAGGAGACAGGAGCAGAGAGUGGAACCUCUAGCUCCGGAAAGGAAGAAAUCGUGAACAAUGACGACGACACUUUCACCGUCAAAUUCACCCCCGAGGGCGAGCAAGAAGAUUUGCAGAAGCGGGCAAGCAGAACUGCAAAUGAUGUUGUUUCAAAUGUACAAGAUGGCGUUGACCAAGCAGGUUCUGUUGCCGGGCAGCUUUCAGACAUUGCUCAGGACACUGCCGAAGAUGUGUCAAAUACUGCCCAAAACACAGCUGAAGAGGCUGGAAGGAACCUUCAAGAAGCAGGAGACGUUGUCAGAGAGAAUGUAGAAGAUGGGCUGGAGCAAGUGGGACCAGUGGUAGAAGAACUCACAGACAUAGCUCAAGAUACAGUCGAAGAUGUUGCCGCCACUGUAGAGAGGACUGCCCAAGAGAGCGGUGAAAGUCUUAGAGAAGCAGGGGAUGCGAUUGGAGAAGGACUUUCGGAGGUCGCUUCCCAGGGACAGAGUGUUGCCCGAGAAGGAGCAGAUGCUCUCGGAGAACAAUUAGAAGAAGGGCGAAAGGAAGCUGAGAAGAACUUUUCCAGAUUGAAAAGUCAAGCUGAGGAAGCUGGUGAGCGCACUGAAGGAGCUCUGGAGAAAUUAGUUGCUGAGGCUGGCAAAUCUGCGGAAGUUGUCGGGGAUUCUAUCGCCAAUCAAUUUGUGGGUUCUGCAAGAACGGCUGGCGUUAUAGGAAGCGAGGCUUUGAGACUUGGUCAAGUCGUUUUCAAUGCUGCUGGAGAGGCUGCAGGACUCACCCGUGAGACUGGACCUGGGCCGGAAUCAACUAAUUCCGAUGAAAGCAAGCCGAAGCAAGCGUCACAGAAGAAGCCUGAUAACGUUGAACCUCAAAGCAAAAAGGAAGGUGUCCCAGCAAAGACAGACAGUCAAAAGAAAGAAAUGAAGAAGGAUGAGCCAAGUGAAGUUGAUCAACCGAAAGAAGAUUCGGGUCCAUAUGCUGGAUUGAAAGUCACAGUAGCUGGUGCCACUGGCCGAACAGGAAGGUUGAUAGUAGAAGACCUUGUUAGCAAAGGAGUGCCCGUAAGAGCGUUGGUGCGUGAUCCAGCGAAAGCACGCGAUAUUGGGAGGAUGAUGAAUGUUGAGAUUGUGAAGGUAGAUUUGUACAAGUAUGAGACUGUAAAAGCGGCACUCGCCGACAGUAAUGUUGUCAUCUGUGCCAUAGGAGCAACAUCGUUUCCGUUCGAUCCAAUCGGUACUUAUCAGGCCGAGUUCGAGGGCGUAAAAAAUCUUGUGGCAGCAGCUAAAAAUGGAGGCAAAGUGAAAAAGUUUGUAUUUAUAACCACAAUCGGCGUAUCGCUACUUCAGAUCGUACCUCUAAUAUUCUGGAAAAAGCAAGCUGAAUUAUACUUGCAACGUUCUGGCUUGGACUACACCAUCAUUAGGCCAGGUGGUCUGAAGAACGGAGGUGAUAAGAGAGAAAAGGUCAUCAUGAAACCAGCCGAUACACAAUUUGGUGGAUCUAUCAGCCGCAGAAAGGUCGCGGAACUGUGCGUGGAUGCAGUAAUAACCCCCGAAGCGUCCGAAAAAAUUGUUGAGGUGGUGUCUGGUGAUACAGGUAGUCAGAGACCAGAGGAGCUUUUUGGUAACGUUUAGAUAGUUGUACAUGUGGGAGGCGAGACUAAUUUUUCAGGAGGUUCAAAGAGCUCCAUGUAUUAUUGUCGGAAUGUAAUAUAUACAAAGAGGCAGAUCUGAUAACGACUUACUUUUCUGAAGGACAAAGUAAUUGUAUCAUGUAUGUGUAAGAUUGGAGAAGUUUUUGUUUCCAUUGAACCCAAGCUUUCGAAAGUAAAGGACC
Messenger RNA from Marchantia polymorpha subsp. ruderalis, 3350 nucleotides. Lineage: Eukaryota; Viridiplantae; Streptophyta; Marchantiopsida; Marchantiales; Marchantiaceae. The record is from the annotation of a GenBank genome assembly.